AUGAAGUGCUCGGACCGGCUGCGGCUGAUUGUGGAGAUCGUUUCGGUGGGUCUCCCAUCUUUUAUCGAUGAAGUCUUGACAUCAGCUGACCGUCAUUGCACGUCUCAGGAAUACGCCAUCGUUGCCUUAGACAUCGCGAAGGGUGAGAGAAUCAAAGCGAUUGCGGACGAUCCGUUGGCGUGCCUAAAGGUUAAGAUCAGAUGCCAAGGUUCCAACGCAAACAAGGCCAAUAAGAAGAUGGAGGAAGCGGACAGGAAGGUAGCUGAAGCACAGUACCUUGCUGAACAACGACAGACAAGCGUAAAGGAGAAAUCUCUGGAGGGGCAAGCUGAUCAGGAUUUCGCCAUCAUUUGCAACCCAGACUUUGAUCACUUCUCGCUUCCCGCCGCCCCGAAUGCACCGCUAGGGUUCUAUGAUGCUCAAGCCGGGGCUUUUGCACGCUGGAAUGCCAAACUUCGGCGGCAAGGCAAGAGUACGACAAGCCGGGGAGAUACGCCGGGUGGGAGACAGAAUUCGGAUGGAGGCCAUCUCAUACAGACAGGUGCACAGCCGUCAGCUAGAACCCUGCCGCCGCCACCAGGUGGAUGGUACGGGAGCCAAACCAGCGCCACAGCGUUCCGGCCUGCGGCAGAGCCUAGGAUAGGAGGUCCGUUAGCUUCCGCCAACUUUGGUGUGCUAAGUGUGGGAAAUUCAUCAUUUUCCGACCGGUCUCAGAGACUUCAGCUUCUCCCGCCUAUCAACAGCCGGGACGAUCUCGGAAACAUGGCCGUGGAGGCUACUGCUCAUCGAUACGUUCCAAACGAUUCCAGGGGCUGCUCCAACGAGUCUGUCUUGGGCGACAGGCCUUCAUUUCCGGUGAGUCCUGACAGGAGCCGUGCCUCGAGGAAUGACCAUCAAGGCACUGUCGGUACUCAUCAACUCCUUAUCAGCCCGACACAUUCUGGACGCCCUGCGCACUUCCAACAGUCUACGCAGGAAGUCCCCCUCAUCGGUAAAGCCUUGCCUCAAGCCACGCAACACGCUCUAUCCGGCAGUGAGGGACAGACUGCGGCGGGCGCCAGCUCGCAGGCCGAGCAGAGCACUACAGGGCUUCCGGUCGCUCAGGGAUAUGCAGAGCUCACCACACCAAUUCCGGCAGAACAAGGCAGGCCCAAGCGAAAGAGGGAGCUUGGUGAGUCCUCGAACGAGCGGAACGGCGGAUCUACUAGGCAGCGAACCAGCACACUGCGUGCCAGUCCUCCGACCGAUGUUACUGAUCGUGGGUAG
Molecule: messenger RNA, 1266 nt
Organism: Ramularia collo-cygni
Lineage: Eukaryota; Fungi; Ascomycota; Dothideomycetes; Mycosphaerellales; Mycosphaerellaceae
Exons: 1
Coding region: 1-1266 (421 amino acids)
Source: RefSeq, a predicted model, not a curated record